Messenger RNA from Penicillium coprophilum, 777 nucleotides. RefSeq lists its product as uncharacterized. Lineage: Eukaryota; Fungi; Ascomycota; Eurotiomycetes; Eurotiales; Aspergillaceae. The record is from RefSeq and is a predicted model, not a curated record. The transcript has 2 exons. Bases 1 to 777 code for a protein of 258 amino acids.
AUGGCCAUCAAACCCGACCAAUCCAAUUGUCGCUUCUCCAAGCGAAUCUCCUUCCGAUGGAUCUCAGGACCAGCCGAGGAAACAACCGAUACAAUCGUGAUGUCCGUAAAGGACUGGUACGUGGACCUCCGGAUAGAAACAGAAACAGGCAAGAUAGACUGGGCGAUUGCCGGACAAAGGAUCGUGGAAAGUCAAGAGCCUUUGCGGGUGACAUUUUCCCACGAGCUCGACUCUCACAACGCAUUUGAAACCAUUGAUUGUGGAACUUUUGUCCCCUUGCCAAACGGCGAUGAUCUCGAGAUGGGGUCUAUGCCUCGUCAUGAUCUCCCUGGUGCACCUGAUAAGGAGUAUGAGGAGGUAUGGCGGGAGUUGCCAUUUAGAGAGGGCCCUGAGGGGCCUGACAAAGGUCUUUCGUGGGUGCUGGAGUCAGAUGAUGGAGAUCUCGGCAAUGAAGAAGGAGAGGUGACGGUUACGAAGACAUUUAUCGGUCGCAUUUGGGGGACGUAUUUGGCGUUGAGUCAGAAGCAGACUCAUACGCGACAGAAGACUUCAUCUGGUGGUAUAGUUGUUAAGAAGUCCGGCGCGGAUGUUAGUGCCAGACGGGAAGAAUGGGGAUCUGGGUGGAAUGAGAAGUAUUUGGUUGGUGGGGAUGCAGGCUCUUUGCCUUCGAUGAUGGUUGGGUUUGAUGGCGAGGGAGAGGGAUCUUGGAAGGUGCCAGGGGAGAAGGUGGAGGUUCAAGGGAAGACGUAUAUUGUUCGAGCUUUCGAGCAAAUUUAG